This is a messenger RNA of Penicillium expansum, 558 nucleotides long. RefSeq lists its product as uncharacterized. NCBI's taxonomy places the organism in Eukaryota, Fungi, Ascomycota, Eurotiomycetes, Eurotiales, Aspergillaceae. Bases 1 to 558 code for a protein of 185 amino acids. The transcript has a single exon. The record is from RefSeq and is a predicted model, not a curated record.
AUGAGCAACGAAGCCAAUAAGACGACCGAGGCUGCCAGCGAUCUCAACCCAAACGGCUUCAUCACUGACCGCGAGCUCGACGGUGAGCGACGUUCCAUCCGCCACUAUAAUGAUGGGCGAAUAUCAAGGCGCGGUAGUAGUGUUGAGGCUAGCCUCCGAACAAAGAUGCACAGGCACUCCACAGGUACCGAAGGUCGCGCCUGGCUUCCAACCUCCCACCCCGGAGACCUGAGCGGUCGAUCUACUCCAGUUGGUGGUGCCUCUGGUCCAUCUGAUAUCGCUGACAUCACUGCUGCCAUGGCCAAGCUCACCGUUGAUCAUCCCACUAGCCCUAAGGUAAAGAGACUCAGCAAGAAGUUGAACCUCGAUGCCGAUCCGGGGAUUGAGACUGUGACUCUGCGAAAGGUCACGCCUUCAUCUACGGCUAGUAUGACUUCCUCUACGUGCAGCACGCACAGUAAGAGUUCUGUCAAUGCUAGGAUAGCGGAAAUUGAAGAUCGAGUAAGGAAGCACAUCAAGACACGGCUCCAGUUUAUAGAGGAGGAAGAUGAACAGUAA